AUGAACUUCCUCCGGCGCCGUCUCUCUGACAGCAGCUUCAUGUCCAACCUGCCCAACGGCUACAUGACAGACCUCCAGAGGUCGGACCCACCUGCUCCUCCUCCCCCCACUGCCACCUCCCCUUCCCAGCCAGAUGCACCCUUAGCCGUGGCGCCGGACCCUGCCCUGUCCCCGACCAAAGCUCCAUCCCCGUCCCAGGCUCCAGCCAGCUCCCCCGCAACUCUGGAGCGGCGUGCGAACCAGCCGCCUCAGCAGCCUCAACAGGCCCAGUCCUCCUCCUCUGGUGGUUCCUCUGGCUUCUUCAGCUCCUUCAGCUCCAUCAGCUCCAUCAGCUCCAUCAGCUCCAUCACCAAUGCGGUCAAACAGACAGCCGCGUCAGCCGCCGGGUUUGUGGAGCAGUCGGCCCCCUCUCCCUCGCUCUCCAAGAAGUUCAAGAUCCUGUUGGUCAUUGAUGAGCCCCAGCACGAGUGGGCCAAAGUGUUUCGGGGAAAGAAGGUCUUUGGAGACUUUGACAUCAAAGUGGAGCAGGCUGAGUUCUCGGAGGUCAACCUCAUCUCACAUUCAAAUGGAACCUGUAACGUGGACAUGCAGGUCAUCAGGAGCGGGAUCAAAGUGGUCAGGUCUUUCAGGCCUGACUUUGUCUUGGUGCGCCAGCACGCCUUCAGCAUGGCCCAGAACGAGGAUUUUAGGAACUUGAUCAUCGGCCUGCAGUAUGCGGGCGUCCCCUCAGUCAACUCUCUGGACUCCAUCUACAACCUCUGCGACAAACCUUGGGCUUUCUCCCAGCUGAUCAGUAAUCAGAAGAAGUUAGGUUCCGAUAAGAUCCCUCUCAUUGAUCAGACGUUCUACCCCAACUACAGAGACAUGAUUACGUCACCGAGUUUCCCAGUGGUGGUGAAGAUCGGACACGCCCACUCUGGAAUGGGAAAGGUCAAAGUGGACAAUGUGAGUGACUUCCAGGACAUUGCGAGUGUGGUGGCCAUCACUCAGACCUACUGCACCACAGAGCCAUUCAUAGACGCCAAGUACGACAUCAGGGUCCAGAAAAUUGGAGCUGACUACAAAGCAUACAUGCGAACAUCCAUCUCCGGUAAUUGGAAGAGCAACACCGGAUCAGCCAUGUUGGAACAAGUAGCCAUGACUGACAAAUAUAAGCAGUGGGUUGAUAUCUGCUCAGAAAUCUUUGGAGGACUGGAUAUCUGUGCUGUCAAAGCCAUCUGUGGCAAGGAUGGUAAUGACUACAUAAUUGAGGUUGUGGGUUCAUCUAUGCAGCUGAUUGGUGAUCACCAGGCAGAGGACCGCCAGCUCAUCUCAGAGGUGGUGCUGGCUAAGAUGAGCCACGCUAUGUCUACCAGGUCAUCUAGUGCUUCCCGCUCACCCGCCCGCUCCCCUCAAGGCCAGAAGCCAACAACUGUGCAGCCCCAACAGGGUGCUGCCCUGAAGGAAGGACAGUCAGAUCCAAACAGGACCUCCGUCCAGCGCCCUCAACCUCAAGGUGCACCAGGGAAAUCACAAAGUGUGGAGUCAUCAUCAGAGUCAGCUAAGAGAGCUUCUGAACCGGUGCUAAAGCCCAGCCAGGUCCAAAAACCUGGUCCAGGUCCAGCUCAGACCUCGAAGGGCCCCGUCCAGAGGGCCGCCUCAGUCACAAAGCCUCCAGUGCCGAGGCCUCCCCCCCCAAUGAUGAGAGCCCCAUCCGUCGCAAAGUCUGGCCAGAUUCCUGCUGCCACCCCAGCCAAAGCUCCACCAUCAUCCCCAGCAAAAGCAGCAGCAGCAGCUACCGCUCCAGGCUCUCCCCCAACCAAAGCAGCAGCAGCCGCAGCUCCAGUCUCAGCUACUCCCUCAGCCUCAGCUCCUACCACAGAGCAGCCCAAGCCCCAGCCUCAGGGCUCCCCAACCCCAUCUCCUGGCAAACCAAAAGAGCUGCCCCCCAAACCCACACCACCUGCAAAGCCCAUCCCUCCGCUACGCAGGAAUUCAAAGCCGCAGCUCCAGCCAAAGCCGCAAACCCCUCCUCCUCUCAAAGCUUCACCUAAACCCCAGCCCGUGGCCCCUGCCCCAGCACCCACUCAGGCCUCAGAUACCGCCUCCGCCCCAGCCCAGGUUCAGUCCCCAGCCAAAGCCAGCCAGUCCCCCCCUAAUGUCCAGUCUCCAGCUAAGGCUCAGCCACAGGCCUCUCCUUCCCAAAGCCCUGAGCCUUUACCAGCUGAAGCUGCUGAGGCAGAGGCCCCUGAGGAAGAACAGCCAGGAUCCCAGCAAAAGGCCCAUCCUCUGCUGAAUAAGUCCCAGUCCCUGACCAAUGCCUUCAACGCCUUCAGCGACUCCUCUUUCUUCCGCGGGGGCUCAAGCACCGGAGGUGACGGCCAAGACGAGGCGAAGGCCGAGACCAUUCGCAACCUCCGAAAGUCCUUCGCCAGCAUUUUCUCUGACUAG
Cyclopterus lumpus (lumpfish) is the source of this 2430-nucleotide messenger RNA. It is a transcript of the gene syn2b, whose product is annotated as synapsin IIb. Lineage: Eukaryota; Metazoa; Chordata; Actinopteri; Perciformes; Cyclopteridae. Gene Ontology annotation, biological process: neurotransmitter secretion. The record is from RefSeq and is a predicted model, not a curated record. Gene Ontology annotation, molecular function: ATP binding. Gene Ontology annotation, cellular component: synaptic vesicle membrane; synaptic vesicle.